This is a messenger RNA of Prunus armeniaca (apricot), 372 nucleotides long. The record is from the annotation of a GenBank genome assembly. NCBI's taxonomy places the organism in Eukaryota, Viridiplantae, Streptophyta, Magnoliopsida, Rosales, Rosaceae.
AUGGCGAGGAUCAAGGUCCACGAGCUCAGAAACAAGACGAAGGCAGAGCUUUUGGGUCAACUGAAGGAUCUGAAGGCAGAGCUUGCCCUCCUCCGAGUCGCCAAGGUCACCGGUGGAGCCCCCAACAAGCUCUCCAAAAUCAAGGUGGUGAGACUUUCAAUAGCACAAGUGUUGACAGUGAUUUCCCAGAAGCAAAAAGCGGCUUUAAGGGAAGUCUACAAGAACAAGAAGUUUCUUCCUCUGGAUUUGCGCCCAAAGAAGACCAGGGCUAUCAGAAGGCGUCUGACCAAGCAUCAGGCAUCUUUAAAGACAGAACGGGAGAAGAAGAAGGAGAUGUACUUCCCAUUGAGGAAGUUUGCAAUCAAAGCAUAA